Molecule: messenger RNA, 513 nt
Organism: Solanum tuberosum (potato)
Lineage: Eukaryota; Viridiplantae; Streptophyta; Magnoliopsida; Solanales; Solanaceae
Product: regulator of nonsense transcripts 1 homolog
Exons: 3
Coding region: 181-513 (110 amino acids)
Biological process (GO): nuclear-transcribed mRNA catabolic process, nonsense-mediated decay
Cellular component (GO): cytoplasm
Molecular function (GO): ATP binding; zinc ion binding; RNA helicase activity
Source: RefSeq, a predicted model, not a curated record
CGAGCAAAACACAAGGAGGUGUGUCUUCAUAAAGACAGUCCACUUGGAGAAACAAUUCUAGAGUGCUACAAUUGUGGAUGCCGAAAUGUCUUUCUUCUUGGCUUCAUUUCUGCCAAGACAGAGAGUGUCGUUGUUCUCCUCUGUAGAGAACCUUGUCUAAGUGUUAAUGCAUUAAAGGAUAUGAACUGGGACCUAAGUCAGUGGUGCCCACUCAUUGAUGACAGGUGCUUUUUGCAGUGGCUUGUUAAGGUCCCUUCCGAGCAAGAACAGUUGAGAGCGCGCCAGAUCAGUGCUCAACAAAUCAACAAAGUAGAAGAAUUGUGGAAGACAAAUCCUGAUGCUACCCUGGAAGAUCUUGAGAAGCCUGGUGUGGAUGAUGAGCCUCAGCCUGUUGCCUUGAAGUAUGAAGAUGCCUAUCAGUAUCAAAACAUAUUUGCACCAUUGAUCAAGCUUGAAGCUGACUAUGAUAAGGUAUGUCAGGAUCUUAAGAUUAUUUUAGAUGCUGGUGCCUGA